ACUUAAUUCAUGAACGUAUUUUUCAACAAAAAUGAAGAAUAUCACGAAAGGACUUUUAUUAUUAUUUUUUGACGUCCUGUUUGUUGUUCUUGAGGCACAGACGGCUCACGGUCCUUACAUGGCGGCGCAAUUUGGAGGAGGGUUCAACCAGCCUGUUUACAACCAACCAUACAAUCAAGGUUACAACCAACCAUAUAACCAACCAUAUAAUCAACCAUAUAAUCAGCCAUAUAAUCAACCAUAUAACCAACCAUACAACAACCCCGGGGGUUACAACGCACCGACAAUACCACCUACAACCGUUGCUACAACUAGUACCACACCAGGUACGACGGUAGAAACGGAAUUCGAAGCCGAGGAAACCACUAUACCGGCAAUCACAACCACCACAACUACGACAGCAAAACCAACACCAGCACCAAAACCACGAAACAAGAGACCGCCACAGAAUCGAGGUCGGUUUUCACAGAGACAGGAGCAUCAACCAGAGCCAAGGCGAAACAACUGGAUGGGGCCACCAAGAGGAUAUCCGAAUAUGAGACCACCACCAGGGCGACCUAAUCAGAAUAUGCGAAAUCAGAAACAACAACCACCUAGGAAUUACAUUCCCCCUAGUUUUCAGAGACCGCUUAAAGGGCAACCGAAUCUUUAUAAAACCCCUUCAAAUCAACCCAAUAGAGGUCAGCAGUUCAGGAACAAUGCUCCGCCUAUGAAAAACCAGCCUGUGUCCUUUAACCAGCCGCCAUAUGGUGGUCCAGCAUACAACUUUCAACAGCAGACGAGAGUAAAUACAAACCAGUAUCCACCACCACAAGCCAGGCCGCCUAUGCAGGUUCCCAUGCAACAGCAACCAAUCAGGCAGCCACAGGUGCCCGCAAUGCAACAAAGACCACCAUUUCAACAACAGCAACAGAGAAUGACAAAACCAUCAAGCAUAAACCAGAAACCUCUUGUUUCACCCAACAUACCACCAAUAGGGACACCAGCACCCAAGACAGUGGGAGAAACGUGUCCCACAUAUCGCUACACCGUAGAUAAUAAUUUCGUCGAGUUCCACACAAUACCCGGUAGCUGUAAAAUACAAGUGAUGUAUCCACCAGGUGGUAAUGGACCCCCAAAGGUACAGUUUCUUGCAAAAGUUCCACUGAAGUAA
Saccostrea cuccullata (small rock oyster) is the source of this 1153-nucleotide messenger RNA. RefSeq lists its product as uncharacterized. Lineage: Eukaryota; Metazoa; Mollusca; Bivalvia; Ostreida; Ostreidae. The record is from RefSeq and is a predicted model, not a curated record. Bases 32 to 1153 code for a protein of 373 amino acids. The transcript has 6 exons.